Arabidopsis arenosa is the source of this 1424-nucleotide messenger RNA. Lineage: Eukaryota; Viridiplantae; Streptophyta; Magnoliopsida; Brassicales; Brassicaceae. The record is from the annotation of a GenBank genome assembly.
CUACUUCUGCAUCAAUGGACAUUUGAUUUCAUCAAAUCCUGCGUUAGGUGAGUAAGACGCUUCACCUUUGUCGGAGUUCCUUUCUUUGUCUGCUGUAGAAACUAGAGUUUACCAAUGGACUCUGAAAGCGUCGUAGCUGUUGACGGGGCAGAUUGUGCUAUUGCAAAUGGUGGUGUGACAAUGGAAGGAGACAGUAGUAAUGGAAAUGGUACUUCAGAGAGUUUGGAAGGUUGUUCCACUCAGUAUCCUAUUGAGGCAUCUGAGGGCACACAGAAGGAACAAGUGGAUGACUCAAAACAGAUGAGAGGACAAAAGGUCCAAGGAAAAGUCAAGCAUGAGAAGACCUCUGGGGGCAAGAAUAUUCCAUCGGUCUUGGUGAAGACGAAAAAAGAUGGGAAAGCGGUGGCAUCAAAUGGUUCGGUUGCUCCAAACGUACAGCCGGUAAAGUCUCCUAAGAGCAAAUUGGGCAAUGGUAGACUGGCUCAUGUCACGAAGGGGAAGAAUGACUCUACACCAGCUGAAGCGACCAGGGACAAGCCAAAACUGAUAGCAACAAGGAAACAAGUCAAUGAUACAUCUGAAGAUGAUGCGCAGUCUUCCAAUAGUCCAAAAGAAGAAGAUGGCAAACCUCGUCGAGCUAGUGUACUUCCAAAUUAUGGAUUCAGUUUUAGAUGUGACCAACGAGCUGAAAAAAGAAGAGAGUUCUAUUCAAAGCUUGAGGAAAAAAUCCAUGCGAAAGAAGAGGAAAAGAAUACUGUACAAGCCAAGUCCAAGGAAACCCAAGAAGCUGAGCUUAAGAUGCUAAGGAAGAGUCUGAACUUCAAAGCCACGCCAAUGCCUACCUUCUAUCAAGAACCCCAGCUACCUAAAAGAGAGUUAAAGAAGAUACCAACGACAAGACCAAAAUCUCCAAAACUCGGGCGGAAGAAGACCGAUUCUGGAGCAGAUUCUGAAGAAGCCAUUACUAUUCAAACCCCUCACAUAGGUAGGCUGAGCUUAGAUGAGAAAGCUCCUGUCGUCAAAGGAAGUGUUCCUGUUGAGACCAAGAAGCCACCAGUGCGCAAGUCACUUCCCAGGUUGCCUUCAGAAAAGACAAAUCUGUCCAACGGGAAGGUGGCUCCAGCAAAAGCUGUAACAGCCUCAACAAAGACAAAACCCGAAAGAAAGAAACCAGAUAAAGAUGGGGAUGCCCUAAGCCAGUCAAGUCCUGUAGGCGACAAUGCUGACCCAGAAGAUUCAAAAAAACAAGCUCCAAGAGUGGAUGAAGACAGAAACGAAUCUCACAUGGUAGUGGAAGAGGUUGUGGUUGAACCUUAAAACCUACGGUACGAUUGUUGUGACCACCAAAAUCGCAUUCAUGUAUCAGUUAAGGAGCUAAAAAGAAACAGUGUGAUAAAUGGAUGAAAUCAAACUGUUUAUUCAGA